UAGGGUUUGCUAGCGAUGACGACCGCGGCGAGGCCGACGUGGGCGCCGGCCAAGGGCGGGCAGGAGCAGGGGGGCACUAGGAUCUAUGGUACGUCCCAGAAAUUCUCGGCGCGGGAUCUUCCGUCGCACACGCUGCUCAAGACGCGGAAGGAAGGGCAGGGCACGACAGAGGAGCUCCAGCGCAAGGAUCUCCUGUCGAACCUCGAGGAGCGGGAGCGCAAGCACUUCGAUUCCAAGCUAGAUCCGGAUGCGCCGCCGCGGGAGCCCGGCCAGCUGCUCCUGGAGGGGGGCGAUCGAAGGGAAGGGGGCGAUCGAAGGGCUGCCGCUGCGGCCGCCGCCAAGAGCCUCGACGCGGAUGAUUCGGACGAAGAUGGUAGCGGCGCCAGCGAUGAGGAGGACGAGGACGAGGAGGACGAAGACGCGGCGCUGGUGGCGGAGCUGGAGAGGAUCAGGAAGGAGCAGGCGGCCGAGAAGCUGAGGAAGGAGAGGGAGAGGCAAAUGGAGGAUGCCAAGGCCAAGGAGGUGGAGCUGGCUCGAGGGAAUCCUCUUCUCAAUGGCAGCGGCGGCGGUGGCGGCGGCUCGUUUGCUGUGAAGAGGAGGUGGGAUGAUGACGUUGUGUUCAAGCACCAGGCUAGAGGCGAGCCCAAGCAGGUGAAGCGCUUCAUCAACGAUACGAUCAGGAGUGAUUUCCAUCGCAAGUUCUUGAACAAGUACAUGAAGUAGGCGAGGAGCUGGUCGCGGAUCUUGGAUGAUAUGUGCAAGCUCGCUCGGUUGCAAUGCUCGCCUGGAGAAGAAAGAGUAAGAUUCUCAGAGAGAACCAUGUAUGUAGUUGGAAACGAUGUAUUUACUUUGAUCACUGCAAACUGUUUCGCAGAGUUUCUUUA
Molecule: messenger RNA, 884 nt
Organism: Selaginella moellendorffii
Lineage: Eukaryota; Viridiplantae; Streptophyta; Lycopodiopsida; Selaginellales; Selaginellaceae
Product: protein CWC15 homolog
Exons: 1
Coding region: 16-723 (235 amino acids)
Biological process (GO): mRNA cis splicing, via spliceosome
Cellular component (GO): catalytic step 2 spliceosome
Molecular function (GO): RNA binding
Source: RefSeq, a predicted model, not a curated record